CAUCAGAGCCCUUUCAUAUUAAAGUACUAAGAAUUAGACCUGUUUGGAUUUUCACUUCGGCACCAAAAAAGAACCCUUUUGGAUUCAGCCCAAAACUCAUUGGAUUUUGGGUUUCCCAACCAUUGUUCCAUGAAUGAGUGGCAAAGACAACAAUAAAAGGGACAGAAUCAGUGUCUUGUCAUCACAUUUCACUAGUUCCAGCCCCAUGGCUUCAGAGAAGGAAGCCGCUCUUGCUGCCACUCCCUCUGAUGCUGAUGCUCCAACCAUAUUUGACAAGAUUAUCAAUAAGGAGAUUCCUUCUACUGUGGUUUAUGAGGAUGAUAAGGUGCUUGCCUUCAGGGACAUAACUCCUCAAGCUCCUACACAUAUUCUUAUCAUUCCUAAAGUGAAAGAUGGGUUAAGUGGUCUAUCCAAGGCUGAGGAAAGGCACUUCGAUAUUCUCGGCCGCCUUCUUUACACCGCCAAGCUGGUUGCAAAGCAGGAAGGUUUGGAUGACGGUUUCAGGAUUGUGAUCAACGACGGGCCAAAGGGAUGCCAAUCAGUUUACCACAUUCAUGUGCACCUCCUUGGGGGGAGACAGAUGAACUGGCCUCCAGGCUAAAAUGUUGGAAAGGAUUAGAGAUGAGAGUAGUAAUAAUGUGGUUGUACUAACUUUCAGUAAUGGUUUUAAGACAACUAAUAAAUUGCAACAUGUCUGUACUUGAAGUGACAAGUGAUUAAGGCACAUUACUGGUGUUUCAUGUAUUUAAACUCUUUUGGUGAAUGCAGGCUAGUUUCCAAGGUUGUUUUCUAAA
Molecule: messenger RNA, 794 nt
Organism: Vigna unguiculata (cowpea)
Lineage: Eukaryota; Viridiplantae; Streptophyta; Magnoliopsida; Fabales; Fabaceae
Product: 14 kDa zinc-binding protein
Molecular function (GO): catalytic activity
Source: RefSeq, a predicted model, not a curated record